CAUUUUCAUUUAUUUAUUACAAAUCUUAAUAUAUUUCUCACUUGAGAAAUUUCAAGAUAUAUAAUAAACAAAAAUGGUUUAAUCUGGGCAGUUUCAUAAAUAAAGAAAAUUGAUCCCAACAACCUAAAAUAGAUAUUUUCUUUUUGGAGGAAGGAUGGGUUUGUGUACAUGGUUCCAACACAAAUUCACCGAUCCUGUUCUCUUGGUUCUCCGAGGUGGUGCUGAGCCGAAGCAGUUGUCUUUCUCUGCUGCUCUUGGGAUUACACUUGGAGUGUUUCCUAUUUGUGGUGUCACUGUGCUUCUCUGCGGUAUUGCUAUAACGUUACUUGGAUCGUUUGUUAACGCUCCCAUUCUAUUGCUUGCAAACUUCAUUGCUACUCCCAUUGAGUUGAGUUUGAUUAUACCGUUUCUGCGUCUCGGCGAAUUUAUCACCCGUUCGCCUCAUUUCACUCUAUCAUCCGAUGUUUUAAAGAAAGUUCUUACCGGUCAAGCUUCAAAGCAGGUCCUACUAAGCAUUGCCAAUGCGUUAUUAGGGUGGCUAGCUGCAUCGCCUUUAAUUUUGGCAAGUCUUUACAUAUCACUGCUACCGUGCUUUAAAUUUCUAAUUCGAAAACUCAGCAGUCCUCCUUCGAGUCCAAGGAUGCCGCUCCAACCAUUGUCAGAUGUCGGGUUUAAGGCAAGGGACGUUUGACAGAUAACCACUUAAUCUGCAUUCAUCGGGAGUGAUCCGUCAUUCGCAUGUUGUAUUAUUGAAUUGUUUCAUAGUGAAACACGUUAUAUAUACUUAUUCAAAAAACUACACUGACAGUGUAAAAUAGUUGUACACGCAUAUUCGAUAUGAAUUAGUCAAUUCUCUCAAGUGGUUGAAUUGUUUGUAAAUGUGAAUACCUGUCUCAUGAAUUAAUCUUUAAGUUAUUUUUUCGUGUA
This is a messenger RNA of Lathyrus oleraceus (garden pea), 927 nucleotides long. RefSeq lists its product as uncharacterized. Lineage: Eukaryota; Viridiplantae; Streptophyta; Magnoliopsida; Fabales; Fabaceae. The record is from RefSeq and is a predicted model, not a curated record. The transcript is spliced from 5 exons. Gene Ontology annotation, cellular component: intracellular membrane-bounded organelle. The coding region runs from base 155 to 691 and encodes 178 amino acids.